This is a messenger RNA of Rhopalosiphum maidis (corn leaf aphid), 3086 nucleotides long. RefSeq lists its product as uncharacterized. The record is from RefSeq and is a predicted model, not a curated record. Bases 402 to 2957 code for a protein of 851 amino acids. Lineage: Eukaryota; Metazoa; Arthropoda; Insecta; Hemiptera; Aphididae. The transcript has 6 exons.
UGUUUGGGUGGGGGAUUCGAUAGCGGCGGCGAGCCGACGACCGACGGCAGUUGCCGCGUCUGGACGACAUCCCUUCAGAUCGCCACCCCGGUCGGACUGUUAUGCUGGAGUUCCCGGCGACUGUCGUCUGAUCGCAGUGAUCACGGAACGUCUUCACGUCGUUGGCGACCCGAUACGCUGCGGUGUCGUUUUCGUUUGUUUUUUUUCGACCGACGGCUCACCGAAUUGACGUUAACAUUUAAAAAAAUUAUAUUUCUUGUUGGAUCUAUAUGACAACUCGAUCACUUAACGUUUGCACCGCUGCCAAGACAAUAUCGUUACAAUUCUAAUUAUAUUUGUGUAUAUGUAAUUUUUUUUUUGAAUUUUUAUUUUAAACGGUUUUUAUUUUGUUCCGAUUUCUAAUGCCACACCUAACGAAGAUGAAGAAUUUCGACAACUCGCUCCGCAAGUACAAUCGACGGGUGAUGCUCAGAACGAGGAUGCAUACGUAUACCAAACAAUAUGUCGAUAAUUUGGUAUUCAAGGCCAUUGUAUGCAGAAAUGUAGUUCAGUGUGAACAACUAUCCGAAGAAGACAUAAAAAAUCUUAAAUUGAACUUACUUAAAAAUAAGAAUGUUACAUUCAAAGACAGUAAUGUAUCCAAAGAAAAUAAUGUAUCUGAAGACAAUAAUGUAUCUGAAGACAAUAAUGUAUCUGAAGACAAGAAUGUAUCUGAAGACAAGAAUGUAUCUAAAGACAGUAAUGUAUCUAAAGACAAUAAUGUAUCUAAAGACAAUAAUGUAUCUAAAGACAAUAAUGUAUCUAAAGACAAUAAUGUAUCUAAAGACAAUAACGUAUCUAAAGACAAUAACGUAUCUAAAGACAAAAAUGUAUCUAAAGACAAAAAUGUAUCUAAAGACAAAAAUCUAUCGAAAGACAAAAAUCUGUCUAAAGACAAAAAUCUGUCCAAAGAUAAAAAUCUGUCCAAAGACAAAAAUCUGUCCAAAGACAAAAAUCUGUCCAAAGACAAAAAUCUGUCCAAAGACAAAAAUCUGUCCAAAGACAAUAAUGUAUCUAAAGAUAAUAAUAUAUCUAAAGAAAGCAGUACAUCUAAAUGCGAUGAACCUGCUAAAAAAAAACAGAAGGUGGAUACAAACGGAAUAGAUGUUUUGAAGUUAGUCUUAUCUAGAGAGGGUGAAACUGAUAAAUUUAAAUCACAAUUCAAGUCUUCAUUAAAACCAAAUAAGAAAAUCGCUUCUACCAGUAAUAAUGAAGUACCUAUGGAAAUUGAUGGCGAAGAAUCUACAACAUCCGCAAAUUCUUCAGCAAAUUCUGUAAAAUGGCUUCAGGUCGUUGAUUUUAGAAAAAUGAUAGAUGAGGAUAAGCAUGCAUGGUACAUAAACGAUUUUUUGGAUAUAAAGCCCAAAAGUAUAGCAAAAAGCGCCAAAAAGUCAGUACUUCCUGUUAAACCAUCUCCAAGUGGAACUAAAUCCACACAGAAUACUAAACAAGUGGUAGUUAAACAACUUGGAAAUAAAGUUCAAUUAAGGGGGGAUUUAACAGAAAUUGAAAAGAUAUAUAGUAAAUACUUUAGCAAAUCCAUACAAGACACCAUUGUGAUUAUUGCUAAUAUACUUAACAUUAUUUCAAUGUCUAAUAAACAUCACAAAGCACGAAUGGAUGAAUCUUUUAAGAAAAAAUCUGAAGCUGAAAAACUUAAAGAAAGAUGUGAUGCCAACCGCUUACACAGCAGACAUAAAAAUAUUUUAGAAUUAAAAUUGAAGACCAAUUUUUUACAAGUCGUAACAUCUUUUGAUGAACUUGAUUUUGAAUCGGCAUUUCGAUUGUUUUUUUUGAGUAUAUUAACUGUACUUAGAGUUUUGGAUCAACCAAAAUUCAAAAAAGGCAGCAUCUUCAAAAAUCUAGUUCUUUUAUUAUGGAAUAGCUUAAAAAGCGGUGAAUAUUAUCAUCCCAAAAUUUUUACGAUGUUCCGGUCAAAGUCAUUUAGACCUGACUGUAUCGAUUUAAUAAGUCUAAUUGAAGAUAGUCGAGAUAAUGACCCCGGAAUCACUGAUCGCAUGGCGUUGUUUUUUGUAUCAACAGUAAACAGCCGGGAUUAUUUUCAAAGAGUUAUUGAUGUCGUUACCAGUAACGAAACUAAUGAAGACCUAGAAGUAUUAAUCGAUAAUGCUACUCUUCAAUGUUGCAAGAAUUCAAAGCUUAAAGAUCCUCCUUUAGAUUCAUCAACUGUACAACGAUCCGUAGACAACACGAAAAAAACACCAGUGACAGAAACUAGUAAAAAUCCUACUACCUCGGAUGAAACAACUCAUCGUUGGGUGCUUGCCAAAAAUCCAGAUGGAACUUUUCAACAAAUAUCUGUGAUAAAUACUAAAAAGGCCCAAACCAUUGGUAAUACUGCAGUAGAACCAUCGACUAUGCCGAAACCGCCAUUACAUACUUUCUAUGAAUCAUUCUCUUCUUCAUUACAAACGAAAGUUUCUUCUGAAUCUUCUAUUCCUAAAGUGAUACAAACAAAAAAAUGCGUUGUUGUUAAGCCAGCUAUUUCCAAAAAUAAUUUGAUUCAAGUAACAGCAUCAUCGUCAGAAACUACAACAGGAACACCAACAUUUGUGACGUUCAAGCCAGCAAUUCAGAAUAAUAAAUCCUUGACCAACAGUCCUCUUCAAAGAGCUGAAGGCGGUACUAUUUUACUUGGUAACAAACAGUAUCAAUUGGUUAAGGGGCCAUCAGGUCAAAUGAGAGCAUUCAUGAAUGGUACUAAUAUAUUAUUUAAACCACCGCCGAACGUUAUUAUUAAAUGCUAUUCAAGAAACUGUAACAAUUCUGCGACAAUAAUGUGCAGUAGUUGUACAACAGUGAAGUACUGUUCCCAUAAUUGCCAACGACGUGAUUGGUAUCAUAAGCAUAUAAAUGAAUGUGAACGAUUAGUAAACAUCAGGAGGACUCGAACCUAAACUUUCCAUUAUAUAUAUAAAUAAUUUCGAUGAGGUUUAUUUAUAUUAAAGGUUUUUUUAAGAAAAUAUUUUUAUUUUUAUUUUUGUUUAAUAAAAUAAUGAAUAAAGCCUUUUCAUAUUUUGAUACUU